UUUAGUUGAGCAGAUGAAGGAGGGUUUUGUGCAAGCAAUGCAGGAGCUGUCUCACAUCCAAGAUGGGGAUAGGAUCUUGCAGCAGAAAGUCAACAGCAAUAAAGAGGAGACUGAUGAGAAGAUUGAGAAGCUGGCUGAGUCUCUUCACCAGAUCAGGACUGAUCUGAGCUCUGUCCUAGGUGAGGUGAAGAAGAAUAACAAGGUGACUGAGAAACUCAGUAAGCAGAUGGAGAAUGUCAGGAAGGAACAGAGUCACAUGCGCAAGAAGAUUAGACAGAAUGAGCAGAACCAAGAAAACCACAGGAAAGCCCAUCAAGAGGAAACCAUCACACCAGCCAACAAGUCGGAUGAGGACAAAGACAACAACAACAAUAACAACAAAACCAAGGAAGUCAUGAGUGCAAAGAAAGUGGCUCGUCGUCAGAGUAUGCCGUCUGUUUACACCAAUAUGAAGGAUGUCAGAGACGGAGGCAGGGCUGCCAAGCAGUCCAGGCACCAUACUAAGAUGGCACCAAUGAUACAGCCUUUUAUGGAUUCUCUGCCGGACUCGUGUGAUCCCUUAAACAAUGAUGGAUCUAUGAAUGAGCCAUCUGAGGAGGUACCUGGCAGACAGUUUGACUCUUUACCAUCAAGAAACGCAAGCGGCUCCUCGAUGUCCAGUGACAAAGAUCAGAUCAACAAAGAACACAUGACUAAGGGUUUUAAUUCAGGCAGGAGAGUUUCCUUCAGUAACCUAAAACAGACACAGGAUUCAAACCAACUCUAUGAAGCUCAGAGAAUACAUCUUGCUCAGGAGCUUCUGACCUCGGAGAGAAAGUACGUUGGUCAGCUGAAUUCCCUACGAGAGAACAUCAUGUUACCCCUGGUCACUGAGUCACUCAUACAUCCAUCAGAAAUCAAUGUUAUAUUCCCACCUAGUCUUGCCAAGAUGUUUGACAGACACUGCUGUCUGCUGUGUGCUCUGGAAACUCGCCUCGGUGAUUCAAAGUGGCAGGGAAUGCAUGGCGACGUUGUAGCCAAAUUUGCUGGAAUGGAAAGCGCCAAUUUCCUGUCUCAAUAUGGCUUAUACAUCGAGAUGUUCCCAGAGAGUGUCUCCCUACUCUCCCAUCACACAAGAAAAUCAGCCAAGCUCACAAGAUUCCUAAAGAAACAACUGGCGGAUAUUGAAGAUGAGCAAGCAGAUCUCCUUGGUUACCUCCUAGCUCCUAUUCAGAGGAUCCCAGCUUACGUUCUUCAUCUCAAGACAGUCCUGGAGUUCACUGAGACGGACCAUCCAGAUUAUUUCCAUGUGGAGUCAUGUUUGACAUAUUUUGGCAACUUCCUGGCAUCGAUGAAUCCUGCCAUUGAACAAGCAGUGGAAGCCGCUAGAACCUACAAACUCUUCCUCUCAGAAAGGAGAAGCAGCCGAGCCUCCAGCUACUCCCCUCAUAUGUUAACCACAAGCCAGUCAUCAUCCCUCACCAAGGACAGUGGAAUGUACUCCAAUGAUGAGAUGUCAGCAUACAACAACUAUAAUCAUUCAAUGGGUCCAGACGGUGAUCCAGCAGAACUUAGGCGAGGUAGUGCUGGUAACUUUCUAUCAACAUGGAACGGCAGCCCAGUCAGGCUUAGGAAUCCUCAGAAGCACGUCCUUUCAAAUGGCCACAAGCAGGACAGAAGGGCCUCAUUUCCCAUGAAUGCUAAAGGAAUCUUAAGCCAAAGAGCAAAUGUUUGGAAAAGUCCACAUGUGUCAAAAUCGUAUCAUGGACGGACGGGAAGGCGUGGAAGCCAUGAUCAUGGGAUGCUGAGUGAAGGCUACCAGGGAACGAGCGUCUCUGCUGCUAUCCCGGGUAUGACCUUCAUCCCAGAGCAAGCCAGCGAUGACACCGACUUCAGCCAUGGAAAGCGUAGAAAUUCCAGAUCCCAGUCCAACCUACCGGAGCUUCCCACAUACGGGAUCUACGGCGAGGAUGAUACCGAUGUAGAGGUCAGGUAUGAACCAUCCUCGCCUACCAGUGCCCUGCCAAGAACAAGACAGAAGGCUGUCAAUCAGGUCUCUCAAGGACGUAAGACAUAUUUUGGUUCCUCAAUGUCCAGCGGGUCAUCCUCCAGGACGUCCACUCCAAGAGGUGACCACCACUUCAAUGAACAUGACAUUGUCUACGAUGACAACAAUGAAGCUCAUCAACGGAGAAAACACCACCGUAGACAAUCCUUGAAUGAGCAGAAUCUUCAGAAACUGAACGAUUUAAAGUCGGACGAGAGGGCAAGCAGUACGAUGCACCUUCCAGAAACGACUCGGUCGGAGACUCGCAAGAGAGCGAACUCAAUCUCUCAUAUAAACCGUGUACACACUCCAGAGACGGGUAAACCAGAAAAACUUAAAGUGGUGUGGAAUGAGGACAAUCAAGUGAACAGAUCAAUGGAAGGUACUUCAUCACCGAGAUCGAACCUGAAACCCACAAUAAAGCAAAGUCCCAGGGAACGAUCCGAGGCUGGCGGCAAAUCCAACAAAAAAUCUAACUUUUCUGCCUCCUUAAAGAAUAUUUUCUUUGGAAAAGGUCCCAAUUUCAACUGGAAACGAAACAGCCAUGUGGUAAAUCUGACUGAAGAAGCCAAUGAGAAGACAGAAAAGAGCAAAACCUCCUCUCAGUCGUCCCCCACAUACUGUGAUGAAGAUGGCCAGCCAUGCAGCGAUGUCUAGUGCAGGGUUUUAUAACUACAGCAAAUAGCCGUAGGAAUAGAACCACCCCAUACAUAAACGGUGUCCAGUCUACCGAUAUUAUGGAUUACAACAGAAACAGCAGUAUGGACUACUUGUUCUGGGUGCAAAGGAACGUUGACAAUGAAUGCAUGCAGUCCAGUGUACUGCCAUAAUGUUCUGCUGGACUGCAGAUCAUUGUACUGAGCUACAGAACACUCCUCCAUGAGAGAAAAUGGGUGAACAUUCCUAUACAUGUAGAAUGCUCUGUGUGGUCAAUGUGGCCGGUCCAUGUGCUUAACUUAUCCAAUUAGAACAUUCCCACCUGUCGGACCUUUGAGCUGCUCCCUCAAGAGCCCUUUAGCUCAUUUAGACCUUCCCUCCUACCUAUACAGCAGCAAGUGUCAUUAGGAAUCUGUGACAUAGUGCUUUGAAAUUAGUGCAUUGUCACACGAGGAAACUUUUACAGGCAACUUGGGGGCAACCAACUGCAGUGCAUGCUACAGGACCACUUUGGCAGCA
Molecule: messenger RNA, 3202 nt
Organism: Asterias rubens (European starfish)
Lineage: Eukaryota; Metazoa; Echinodermata; Asteroidea; Forcipulatida; Asteriidae
Exons: 14
Coding region: 14-2683 (889 amino acids)
Molecular function (GO): guanyl-nucleotide exchange factor activity
Source: RefSeq, a predicted model, not a curated record